AUGAAUGCCCUGCAGGGCAUUGAUGUGCUGGACUUCUCCUUCUUCCCGAGCGCUGUGCCGGACUCUGUGGUUUAUGCUGGUGCGGCGCAUGGCAUUCAGGUGAUUGCCACGCAGAGUGGUUUUGCAGAGCCUGUGCAUGGCCGGCUCUUGGUGGCCAUGUAUGCCUGGGAUGGGAAUGCGCAUCCGGGCAAUGAGUGGUCCGUGGCGCUGAUCGCCCUGCUGAAUCAGAUCGGAAGCUUCGUGCCCUGUCGGAGAGCCGUUCUUCCCUGCUUCGAUUCCAUCAUGUGCCGUGUCGGUGCGUCGGAUGUGCAACUGCGAGGCAUCUCCACGUUCAUGGCAGAGAUGCUUGAGGCCUCCUGUAUCCUCAAGACCGCCACGGAACGGUCGCUGGUCAUCGUCGAUGAGCUCGGUCGCGGCACGUCCACCUCAGACGGCUUUGGUCUCGCCUGGGCGAUUGCCAGGCAUCUCGUGGAGGACAUCCGCUGCUUCACCCUGUUUGCCACGCAUUUCCAUGAGCUAGCCUCAUUGGAGCACAAAACCGCAGCUGUGCGCAACAGGCACGCCACAGCAGCGGUGGACCAGGCCAGCGGGAGGCUCACCUUCCUCUAUGCCCUGGCAGAUGGCGCGGCCGAUCAGAGCUACGGUGCCUACGUGGCGGAGCUGGCCGGCUUCCCCGCGCGCGUUGUGGCAUCCGCACGACAACGCCUUGUACGGAAACUAGCGGCUGAGACCAGCUUGUUUCAGGUCACUUCCUUCGACGAUAGGAGCAGCGAAGAAUCGAUGAAUCCGUUCAGCUCGCUAAGCAUCCUAGGGAAAAUCUGGCAGGGGAAUGGCUUCUCCCAUCUUCAGCUUUUCCAGGUUCUGGAUGCAGGACUCCGAAAGUACGGGAUCCCAAAUCUGGGAGGCAUCCAGAUAUGUCUGCAGUGCCAAGUCUUCAGCAAACUCAAGGACUUCGCCGACCGAGUGAUCCAAGAGUUGCCCAAGCUGAAGCUGCGAUUCUGCCUCUGCACGGUGUCGGAGAGUUCGAUGUCCUACAAACUGCUUGCGCAGGAAGAUGAUCCACAGGCUUCGGAAGCGGCAUUGCGACUGAAGGCUUUGCUGCGGAGCGGAGGCCAAGACACUACGGCGCCCGCAGACUCCGUGCUCACGAUUCUGCCUCCCAGUUCUGCCAACACAGUUCUGCCUGGCUCGGUGAACACAAUUCUGCCUGGCUCCGUGGCUACAGCUGUGCCCCUGGAGGUGCCGCUUCAUUCGGAGCCAGUCUCUGAGAGGGCGCUGCCUUUGAUCUUCGGCAGUACUCUUGCCCUGUGGUUUUUCUGGCUUUGCAGCCGCAAAUUGGAGCAUCUUCCAGAAGGAAUCCCCGCCAUCCUGCUGGGGCUCUGGAUGACAUUUCAGGUACACAAAGUGCAGAAUUUCGCAGUACUCGUAAAGCCUGUGUUGGUUUGGAUAUGGCUCGCCACGCUUCCCAGCCUUGAUCGGAUGACCUGGUGGGCACUGGGCCUUCAAAUGCUCGGCGCGUUGGUCAGUGCCAUUGCUAUCUACCUCUGGGCCGUUGCGCGAGAGAAGGCACCAGGGCUUGCCCGGAGUUUCGGCUACUGUGGCCUUGCCAUAUCCUGGCUGCUGGCUCUGCUGGCGUACCUUCCGCUGGGCUGGGCUCCGGUCACCUUCGCCUUUCCCGGGAUCGCCUGCUGGGUCUUGGGAUUCCCUGCGGAUGCAAGAGCCGUGGAGAAAGCCGACUGGAGGACAUGGCUUCAGAAUGUCGGCUUGCUUUUGGCAUGGUCUUUCAGUCUACCAGUGCUCUGCGCAACCGGCUCUCACCAGCUCUUCCUUCUCCUCAGCUUCUUGGUGUCGGCGUUUAGAGACUUGGGUGACUCUGGGCAGUUUGGUGGCCUUGGCCUUAUCGGCCUCGGCCCUCUUCACGUCGCCUCAUGGGGGGUGCGAAUGCUGCUACUGCUAUUGCUGGCCCUGCUGCCAGUCGCUCUUAGCUCCAACCUCGAGGACAGCAUCCGAUGGACAGUGCCAGAUGUAAGCCCAGCAGCUUACAUCGAAGUGAACAUCACACAGCCCUUUCUGCAUCUGAAGUCCCAUGGCAUACGCUGGCUUGAGCUGCCACAGCCAGUUUGGCCGAGCAUGGCAGAGAUUCCGUCGCACCUUUGGGUGCCUAGAGCCAAGUACUGGAUCUCCCUGAUGCUUCUGAAGUACUUCGUGGUGCUCGCGGUUUCUGCCGCCCUCCUGCGCAUUGGUUGGCCCUACCACCCAAAGGACCUGUACAAGCCGAAGAGCGGCGCCUUUAAAGCAUCGACGCUUAGCCUGGAGGAGGCCUAUGAAAGGGCCACUGCUGGCGCCAAGACCGGGAAGGGGCUACAAGAAGUUCUCUUCUUCUGGGCCCUCUCCGAUGAGUCUCGAAAUCUCCUCCUCUCCGUGCUUCUGCUCUGCUGGCUGAUCUUGUGCUCGAAGUUGACGAUCUCGGCUAGCCGGGGAGGACAGCUGAGUGCCGCUGGCAUGUCUUGGGAGGCCUGGGACCUUCUCUGGACGUCUCAGCUGCUUCUAUUUUUCUUACAGGCACUGGUCAUGAGGUUCAACAGCACUUGCAGCUACAGUGCCAUGGAUGUUGCGCUGUCGUCUCGAACCCUCUUUCCCUUCAUGGGCGAUGGCUUCGACGUUGUGAAAGAUGCAAUGCUUGCGAACAUGGUGAUGCAGUCGGAAAUUCACUGGGUCCGCUACUUAGGAUACAUGGGCCUCGCCUACGUCUGGAUGCUGCACUUCUACUGGCUUUGGCCAGGAGCAUCGGGCAGAGAAAGACUGGAUCGGAGCUACCUGACCCUUCUUUUUCUGAAGCCGCGCGAAGUAGAUGCUCCCCAGCCAAGCCUCUCAGAACGGGCGUGUCAAGUGGCUUAUGUGGAGACGGAGCCUUCUAGGCAGAAGGCUAUGCUGCUGGAGGAUGCUCCGCAAGCGCUGCUGGAGUUGCUGGCUCUGGGCGUGACGAAGCCGUUUCCGUUAGCCAUGAACCUUGUGAUCCCCGGCCUCCGGCUACUGGCCGCCACACAGCUUCACAACUCCAUCGCCUGGCGGGUGCGUAGCUGGCUCUUGCAGGAAGCCCUCGCUGCCUCGGGAGGCUUAUGCCCAGAAGGUUUCGGGAACCGGGAUCGCUAUGCAGAAGCGCUUUGCAGGCUGCAACUGGUGUAUGGCAAGCUUUGGGAGAGCUUCAGCGAAGAGCUUCGUAGCACUGCACAGAGAGCAGCCAAGAAGUCAAAGGAGGUGAGCUUCAUCACAGAGUGGGUGAAGCUUCAAGAGCUUCAAGUGACGAAGCCAGAGCUGGAGCUCUUUCCAGACGCUCCGCUGACUCUUCGUCGCCUACAACCUGCAGCCCUGAAGGCGCCAAGGAUCGCCUCAGGUACCACGUGCAUUGAAAAGUGCAUGAGGCCUGUGCUCUUGAUCGACCGGGACCAGAGUGAGAAAGGGCUCCCUGCAGCAAAAGCCGACAGCGAAGUCCUUCUGACAGUGCAUACUUCCUCUCCGCUUUUUCUGUUUGACCAUGGUAUUGCUGCAGUCAUCGCGCGCUUGCGGCGCUUGGGCCCAGACUAUAGAAAGCUGCGACUCACCAUGCAAACCUUUGAAGGAAAGCGGCAGAUCAGCGACAUCUCAGCUUUGCCAAGUCAGUGCUUGAGCGCCUUACUCCAGGGACUGGGCGAGAGCGCCUACAUCCGCACAGUUGUCCUCGACCUGGCUGAGAUGUAUGAAGAGACAGACCCUGCCAAGCCUUUCCUGAAGGGGCUAAGGCAUCUGGUGGAGGUGACAGAGCUCGAAAUCAACUUGCGCCAGACGCGAAUGGACGAUGCAAGUUGCCAUGCUCUUGCCGAGUCGCUUUGUUGCCUUCAGGUCAGCCAACUGAGACUGGAUCUCAGUGGGAAUUAUGAUCAUCGGCUCUCCUGCCGUACCCUGCGCAUCUCGGAGCGCGGUCGCUCCGCCAUCAUUGAGAGCGCGUCAAAACUACAUGAGCUCAAGCGAUUUGAGCUCAUCUGUGAUUUAAAGGAUCGCUACGAGGUCCGUGAUACAGAACUCGAGGAGUACCAUAGUAAGCUUCGGCACAUCCCCGAUGUGCGAGUCGAAUACGCGGAAGCGUGA
Symbiodinium sp. CCMP2592 is the source of this 4125-nucleotide messenger RNA. The record is from the annotation of a GenBank genome assembly. NCBI's taxonomy places the organism in Eukaryota, Dinophyceae, Suessiales, Symbiodiniaceae.